AUGCAAAAAUAUUUAUUGGAUAAUUUGCCACUUUCUUUGUAAGAGAGAAACUUACUAUAUGCUAAUGGACAAUAAGUAUAUGAUCAAGUUAUGAAGGAUGGAGGAUUCGUUAAGGUAUAUUAUAUUAUUUAACAAUAAGGUAUUUUGUCAAAGAGAAUUACCUGCUUAUUUAAAAGAGGACGAUUGGGUAAGUUUCUAUUAGAGUAAAGUAAUAGUUUAUGAAUACAAAUCAAUGGUUGAUGGUUCUUGCAUAGGAAAACCGUAUUAUUAUAAUUAUAGUGAAAUGUUAAAAAUAUAUGAAGAGAAAUAGUUAUCUUGGUUAAAACAUCAAAUAAGUAUUUUAACAAUAGAUCCAAAAGCAUUAGAAAUGAUAAAUGUGUUUUUUAAUUUUGAAGCUCUCAAAUAGAAUCAUGGUAAUUAAACCAUUGAUAUCAGAGUAUAAUAACCUGGAUAUGAUUCAUUUUUACCAUGCAAAAUCAAUUAACAAUUAGAAGGAAUGAAAAUUAUGGAUUAUGUUGAUUAUCUUAAUGAUCCAUCAAAAUUUAUAAAAAAAGAAGGACUUUCAGUAGAUCAAAGAUUAUUUGCUGUAAAUGUUAAUAUGUAAGGAUGGGAUAAGGAAAUAAAUCAUUUAAAAUAGUUCUUACCAAAAUGUUUAAGACCUUAAGGUGAAAAUGAUGGAUUAAGUUACUUAAGAUAAGAAAUAGAUGGUGUCAAUAUACCUUAAAUUUAUAUAAAAACAGAUGGAGUUUGGACAGGUGGACAUUAAGAAAAUCUAAGUGUUAAUGCUAUUAAUAUUAAUCAUGGUCCUGCUGAUUGUAUUUGGAUUACUGUAGAUAAUGAAAAUGUUUAAAAAUUAAGAUAAAAAGUAUUAGAACUAUAUGAUACAGAUAUAUUUAAAAAUGAAGGUUUAUGGUUUAAAGAACCUGAAUUCUUUUUAAAAAAUGGAAUACCAUUUAGAUACACUUUAUAAAAGAAAGGUGAUGUUGUAAUAUUAGGAGCUGGUUGUUUGCAUUGGGUUAGAUCUUUAGGUUAAACUAUUAAUACUGCAUGGAAUUAAGUUGCAUUAGAUGAUAUGACUCUUGAAGCAAUGAGUGAAAGACAUAAAUUAAAUAAAGAAAUUAAUUAUAGAACUGUAAUUCCAUAUAAGAAUUUAAUGUUAGAUUUAUAUAUUCAUGAAAAGUCAUUAUCAUAGAUGACAAUAGAGAGAAUUUAAUUAGAAUUAUAAAAUUUUUUUGAUUAAGAAAAUAGAAAAUUACAUUUAAUAGAUCCACCAUCAUCUUAAUUAAUUGAAUGUUGUAAAGAAGUAUAAUUAUGUUCUAAAUGUGAACAUGAAAUAUUUUUAUAUUUUUAUCAUGAUGAUGAAGAAUAUUUAUGUUUAGAUUGUGUUUAAAAUAAGUCUAAUCAUAAAAGUUUACCAAUAUCUAUGAAAUAUAGAUAUCAUUGCUUUUAUUUUUUAUUAUAAGCAUAACCAACAAAUUGUAACUAAGAAUUUUGUUGUCCUUAUACUGGAAAAACUAAAUGUUCAAUACAACAAGAACUUAAACCAGCAUAAUUUAAGUAUAAAGCAUAACCUAAAUUAAAUUCAAUGCUUCAUGGAACUGAUAAAAUGAAGAAAAAGAAAUUUGAUAGAAUGGAUUAUGAAAUUGAUGCAAAAACAACAGUUUAAAAUGAUAAAUAAAAAACAAGAGGUAGAAAAUAAUCUAUUGAUAAAUCAUAACCAACAAUAAAAAGAAAUAGAAAUUAUUGA
Paramecium pentaurelia is the source of this 1747-nucleotide messenger RNA. NCBI's taxonomy places the organism in Eukaryota, Ciliophora, Oligohymenophorea, Peniculida, Parameciidae. The record is from the annotation of a GenBank genome assembly.